Molecule: messenger RNA, 833 nt
Organism: Populus euphratica (Euphrates poplar)
Lineage: Eukaryota; Viridiplantae; Streptophyta; Magnoliopsida; Malpighiales; Salicaceae
Product: Plant invertase/pectin methylesterase inhibitor superfamily protein
Exons: 1
Coding region: 127-654 (175 amino acids)
Biological process (GO): negative regulation of catalytic activity
Molecular function (GO): enzyme inhibitor activity
Source: RefSeq, a predicted model, not a curated record
UUCAAGAUCUGAGUUCAUUUCAGAGCACAAUAAGCAUGCAAACAGAAUCCAUCAUAUAACUGCAUCACCAAACCAAUCUAAUUCCCUACCCUUCGCUGCCCCUCUUCCUUUUUAGUUCUGCGAAAAAUGAGAACUUCAGUCUCUUCACUGUCCAUUCUUCUUCUUUACACCCUCCUCCUCUCAGCUCCUUUACCACUAACCCAAUGUGGUGAUCUAGUAGACAAGAUAUGCAAGAAGACACCCUUCUACGACCUUUGUGUCUUGUCUUUACAACCAAACUCAGGUACUGAUGUUAAAUCUCUAGCCUCUAAAAUGGCUAAUCUCGUCUUGUCCAAUGUGACCGAUACCCUGAAUUUCAUCCAAGGCUUAGUUAAACAGGAAACUGGGACAUCAUUAGAGAGGCCACUGGCUGAAUGUGCGGAGUUGUACAUACCAGUUGUCAAGUACAAUCUUCCUCAAGCCAUUGAUGCUUUGAUUAGAGGAAGGUAUGGAUUUGCCAAUUAUGUUUUUUCUGAUGUUUCCAAACAAGCUGAUGCUUGUGAAAAACACUUCUCGGGUGAGAAUGAAUCACCAUUGACUGAGAGGAAUAAACUUAUCAGCAAUCUUUCUGAUGUCGCGGUAGCCAUUAUCAAUAUAUUGCAGAAGGGUUUCUGAUUAUGUUCUGCCUUCUUAUUGUGGUUACUAGAUAGUGUCUGUUUUCGUAUGUAGCAGUUCUCUUCAUUGCUGGACUAAAUUAGUGAGAGUCCUUCAGGUCUGUAUCUAAGUUUUUGUACUUGAAGCAGCAGUUCAGUUUGAACCAGUGAAGUAUUGGCAUCUUUAAUCUUUUAUUAUUA